This is a messenger RNA of Mus pahari (shrew mouse), 1473 nucleotides long. RefSeq names its product vesicle transport through interaction with t-SNAREs 1B (gene Vti1b). Bases 312 to 1010 code for a protein of 232 amino acids. Lineage: Eukaryota; Metazoa; Chordata; Mammalia; Rodentia; Muridae. Gene Ontology annotation, biological process: intracellular protein transport; retrograde transport, endosome to Golgi; macroautophagy. The record is from RefSeq and is a predicted model, not a curated record. Gene Ontology annotation, molecular function: SNAP receptor activity; SNARE binding. Gene Ontology annotation, cellular component: endoplasmic reticulum membrane; ER to Golgi transport vesicle membrane; late endosome membrane. The transcript has 6 exons.
UUUGGCACCUCCUCUGUGCCCACUGUCUGACUCCAGGUCGGAGGCACCCGCUCGCCUCGGCGCGAGGCCGCACCCUUGUAGUAGCCGAGUGUCGUCCCCGCCUCGGCUUCCUGUCAGGCUUUGGCGCCCGGCGCCCGUGCAGUGACAAGCAGGGGGAGGGCGUCCGGCUCGGAGGACCCCGGAAGCGCCUGAUUCCGGAGGCCGAGGUGCGGCUGCAGUGAUGGCUUCGGGGCUGGGCAGCUGAUUGCUGAGGUGGGAGUGGGCCCAGCGCCCGGAGACUCGGUGGCUGCAGCUCACGCGCCACCUGCGCCAUGGCCACCUCCGCCGCCUCGUCCGAGCAUUUCGAGAAGCUGCACGAGAUCUUCCGCGGCCUCCUUGAAGACCUCCAAGGGGUGCCGGAGCGGCUGCUGGGGACCGCGGGGACAGAAGAGAAGAAGAAGCUGGUCAGAGAUUUUGAUGAAAAGCAACAGGAAGCAAAUGAAACGUUGGCAGAGAUGGAGGAAGAGCUACGAUAUGCACCCCUGACUUUCCGUAACCCCAUGAUGUCUAAGCUACGAAACUACCGGAAGGACCUUGCUAAACUCCACCGUGAGGUGAGAAGUACACCUUUGACAGCCACACCUGGAGGCCGAGGAGACCUGAAGUAUGGCACAUAUGCCUUGGAGAAUGAGCAUUUGAAUCGACUACAGUCUCAAAGAGCAUUACUCCUACAAGGCACUGAAAGCCUGAACCGGGCUACCCAAAGCAUUGAGCGUUCUCAUCGGAUUGCCACAGAAACUGACCAAAUUGGUUCAGAAAUCAUAGAAGAGUUGGGGGAGCAACGAGACCAGUUGGAACGUACCAAGAGCAGACUGGUAAACACAAAUGAAAACUUGAGCAAAAGCCGGAAGAUUCUUCGCUCAAUGUCCAGGAAAGUGAUAACCAACAAGUUGCUGCUCUCCGUCAUCAUCUUGCUGGAGCUAGCCAUCCUGGUCGGUCUGGUGUAUUACAAAUUCUUUCGACACCAUUGAACUUCUAUAGGGAAGGCAUUGUGGACCAGCAUCUUACUCUGAAUGAAUGGUGUUAUAUAGGGAUAUGUGUUGCUGCUGUGGGCUAACAGUUCAAGAAUGUAUUGUCUUGUCAGACUAUGGGAGGGAGGACAAUGGAAAACCAUGAAAAUGUGAAGGAACAGCAACAAGACCAGUAUGAUAUACUAAGGUAAUAAAUGCUGUUUAUGACUCCUUCAAACUUACAUGUAUAACAUUAAUAACUUGUAAACUUCAAAAACAAAAAAACAACAAAUACAUUUACAGUAAUAGUGUUGGUGACCAAAAUAGAGAAGGGAAUUUUACAGUUGUGAGAGUACACAGAUGUUCUCAUUAAGGCAAUAUUGAUCCAAAUAGCCGUUUAAUAUCUGUCCCUUCGCUUGCCUUGCAACUCUGGAAUGCUGUUGUGAAGGGUGCCAGAGAACAGUAUUUCCUAAAUCCUCACACA